This is a messenger RNA of Brachypodium distachyon (stiff brome), 994 nucleotides long. Its product is annotated as membrane steroid-binding protein 2. NCBI's taxonomy places the organism in Eukaryota, Viridiplantae, Streptophyta, Magnoliopsida, Poales, Poaceae. Bases 41 to 793 code for a protein of 250 amino acids. Gene Ontology annotation, cellular component: membrane; endomembrane system. The transcript is spliced from 3 exons. The record is from RefSeq and is a predicted model, not a curated record.
CUACCGGUGCUGUUCAGUAGUUGCUUUCGCCGGAUCAUCGAUGGCCGCUUGCUCUGCUCUUACUGCUGCCACUCUCCCCUCCGCCGCCGCAGCACCGGCCGGCCAACGGCGUCCGACAGUGUCUGUGCGCCAUCCCGGCGGCCGCCGCCAGCGCCUCUCCGGCGUCUUGCGGUGUAGCGCCGGGCCGAGCGGCGUCGGGGUCUCGGGAAAGCUAGCGGAGCUGUGGCGGGCGACGAGGGGUGCGCCUCCGGGGAUCGUGCUCGCCGCCGUGGCGGCCGCGGCGGUGGUCUACAAAGUUGCUUCCGGCCUCCUCGCCCCGCCGCCUCCGCCGCCACUAAGACGGCGGGAGGUGGCUGAAGAGGCGCAGCCACCAGCUCCGGAGCCGGUGGAGGUGGGGGAGAUCACGGCGGAUGAGCUGCAGCAGUACGAUGGGUCCGAUCCCGAGAAACCGCUUCUCAUGGCCAUCAAGGGGCAAAUCUACGACGUCUCCCAGAGCAGAAUGUUCUAUGGGCCUGGUGGGCCAUAUGCAUUGUUUGCUGGUAAAGAUGCCAGUAGAGCAUUAGCGAAGAUGUCCUUUGAACCUCAAGAUCUGACAGGUGAUAUUUCUGGCCUUGGUUCAUUUGAGCUCAGUGCCUUGCAAGACUGGGAGUACAAGUUCGCUAGCAAGUAUGCGAAGGUAGGAAGCAUCAAAAUCAAAAGUACAGCACCCGUGGAAGAGGGUGAUUUCAGCACUUCUGCUGAAAUACAGGAGGAAGUUGCUGCCGUGAAGCUGAAUGGAGAGAAAGCACCAUGAGACAGAUAUAAAUUGAUUGUGAAGUCUGGCGAGAAAGAAACAGGGAUACCUCCUAGCUGAUGCUACAUGCAUCUGGACUGUUUUUCUUCGAAAUGCUGUUCAACUUUGUGUGACUAGAUAAGAAGUGUAAAUGUGCAAUCGACUAUAGAAUAUUGAGUUGUUGAGUUUAAAGAGGAUGCUGCCCCAUGCUACAUUCCACGA